UGGGACCUUCUUUGUCAGCAGAGAACCUCCGGCGAUGGGUUUACACAAAUUGAGACUCGCCGCAGCGGUUCCGAUAACCUUCUCCACAUUCUCUUCUCGCCUCUUCCUCAAGCCAUUUCCCAAUACUCUUACCCUAGGUUUGUUUUCCCGCCAUCUUCAACCCCGUAAGCCUCUCUUGGUCAGAGCUUUCUCAGCUUCCGCCGCCGUUCAAAAUAUUCCGGCCAGACAGACCUCUGAUUCAUCUGUUGCAAAGCCUCAGUGGAAGGCGUCGAUUGAUUUCAAAUGGAUAAGAGAUAAUAAGGAAGCAGUUGAAAUCAACAUCAAGAACAGGAAUUCGAAUGCUAGUUUGGAUGCUGUGCUUGAGCUUUACGAGAACAUGGUCAAUGUCCAAAAGGAAGUUGAGAGGCUUCGCGAGGAAAGAAACAACGUUGCAAAGAAGAGGAAAGGGAAGCUGGAGCCAUCUGAACGUAAGAGACUCGUAGAAGAAGGUAAAAAUCUUAAGGGAAGUCUUGUAACUCUGGAAGAACUCCUCGUGAAGCUUAAAGAUGAGCUGCAACAUGUAGCACAGUCUAUACCGAAUAUGACUCACCCUGAUGUUCCUAUUGGAGGAGAGGAUUCGUCAGCAAUUAGAAAAGAGGUUGGUAGUCCACGUGAGUUUAGUUUUCCAAUCAAGGAUCAUCUUCAGCUUGGGAAGGAUCUUGAUCUCAUUGAUUUUGACUCUGCUGCUGAGGUAAGUGGUUCAAAGUUUUUCUAUUUGAAGAAUGAGGCAGUUCUAUUGGAGAUGGCCCUUCUUAAUUGGACAUUAUCGCAAGUCAUGAAGAAGGGUUAUACUCCCCUAACGACCCCUGAAAUUGUGAGAUCUUCUAUUGUUGAGAAAUGCGGUUUCCAACCUCGUGGAGAUAAUACUCAGGUCUAUUUGAUAGAUGGAACUGACCAAUGUCUCAUUGGUACCGCUGAAAUUCCCGUAGGAGGAAUACACAUGGAUUCUAUUCUUCUUGAAUCAGUAUUACCUUUGAAAUAUAUAGCAUUCUCUCAUUGCUUCCGUACUGAAGCGGGUGCUGCUGGUGCCGCCACAAAAGGUCUUUACCGAGUUCAUCAGUUCAGCAAAGCAGAGAUGUUCGUCAUAUGCAAACCUGAAGAUAGUGAAUUUUUCCACCAAGAACUCAUUCAGAUCGAAGAAGAUUUGUUCACUUCUCUAGGAUUACACUUCAAAACAUUGGAUAUGGCCACAGCGGAUUUAGGCGCACCAGCUUAUCGCAAGUUUGACAUUGAGGCAUGGAUGCCCGGUUUAGGACGAUUUGGCGAGAUAUCAAGUGCAUCAAACUGCACGGAUUACCAAAGUCGGAGGCUGGGAAUUCGUUACCGACCAUCUGAACCGCCUCAAACGGGUGCUAAGAAAGGCAAAACGAAUCUUCCGGCUACUAAGUUUGUGCACACUUUAAACGCAACAGCAUGUGCAGUCCCGAGGAUGAUGGUGUGUUUGCUAGAGAAUUACCAGCAAGAAGACGGAUCCGUGGUGAUACCUGAACCACUUAGGCCUUUCAUGGGAGGCAUUGAACUCAUCAAACCCAAGCUGAAGUAGUUUUUAUGGUUAAACUCUUGCUGUUAUUCCUCUUGUAUUUGAAAUUUGUGCAUUAUAUACAGUUCACAGGCGCUGAAUUUUGUCGUUUCUUUUUCAUUUUAUAUUAUCAUAGAUACAAUCCUUGAUCUUUUUUUAAUUCAAUUAUAUUGAAAAGGAAAUAUACACUUAA
Molecule: messenger RNA, 1751 nt
Organism: Capsella rubella
Lineage: Eukaryota; Viridiplantae; Streptophyta; Magnoliopsida; Brassicales; Brassicaceae
Product: serine--tRNA ligase, chloroplastic/mitochondrial
Exons: 10
Coding region: 35-1582 (515 amino acids)
Biological process (GO): mitochondrial seryl-tRNA aminoacylation
Cellular component (GO): mitochondrion
Molecular function (GO): tRNA binding; ATP binding; serine-tRNA ligase activity
Source: RefSeq, a predicted model, not a curated record